AAAUGUGAUAAAGACAUAAACUGUUAUUCUAAAGUUUUUGUUGCCACAAAUAAUUUCCAAGAAGUGAAAGGAGGACAAUCAAUACCUCCAGGACUUCAUGUUAAAAUUGAUUUUAGUACUGGGAAAAAAUAUGCAAAAAUUCUUGAUCCUAAUGAUCCUAAUGAUAAUGAUUCAUCUGAUAUAAUAAUAGUUGAUCCAAUAGAACCAAACAGCAAUAACAACAAUGACAAUAUUAAAGAUGACGAUCAUGCGAAUGAUAAGAAAUCCCAAAGCUCAAAUAGUCAAGAUUUCAAAGUGACAAUACAUCAAUCACCUUCAUCCUCACCUUCUUUUUCAUCACCACCCUCGUUUGAUAGUGACAACAACAACAACAUUAAUUCAAAUUACGAAUUUCAAAAGUUAUUAUUAUUACACAAUAAAAACGAUCGAGAUGUUCCACAUUCGGACCAUAUUCUUUUUGAUGAAUAUGUUUCUCAAUUAGAAAAACCUACUUCACAUCCCUUAACAAUUUUAAUAUCUGUUUUGGAUGGAUUAGAGGAUUUGGUUCAUGAACUUGAUUUUGGUAUAAAAUUGACUAAAGAAUUUGGAUUAAAGUAUUUGAUUUCACUUUUAAAUUUUGAUUCAGAUGAAGUCAAACAAAAGGCUGCUAUGGUUAUUGGUACUGCAUUGCAGAAUAAUCCAUCAGCACAAAACAAUGCGAUUAAUUUAAAUCUUGUUCCAUAUUUAUUGGAUAAAUUUUCUAAAGAAAAUAAUCUUAAAGUUUCUUCACGUCUUCUAUAUGCAUUAUCAAGUUUAGUGCGUGGUAAUGAGUAUGCAAUACAAUUCAUCAAAAAUAACCAAGGGUUAGAAACAUUGACAAAUGUCUACACAAAAUUUGACGACAAUGAAUUUAAAGCAAAAUUUGCUGUAUUUAUAUCAGAUUUUAUAGAUCCCAAUAUGGUUAAAUCAACUGCUACUACUUCUUUACCAUCUUUUAAUGUAGCUCACGUUGAUCAAAAUCAAGAUCAAGAUUCAUUAACAUUAUUUUCAACAUUGAUGGAAACUCUAUGUAAAAAAUUUCAAGAUACUUUAUUUGAUGAUCAAGGAAAUGCUAAAAAUGUUGAUUUCAAUUCAC
Messenger RNA from Entrophospora candida, 1114 nucleotides. Lineage: Eukaryota; Fungi; Glomeromycota; Glomeromycetes; Entrophosporales; Entrophosporaceae. The record is from the annotation of a GenBank genome assembly.